CGUGACAAGACCAAGAUGGCCGACGGGGAAGACCGGUCCCGGGCGGGGCAGGAGCCGGAGCCGGAGCCGGAGCCGGGAGAAGAGUUUGAGAUCGUGGACCGGAGCCAGCUGCCGGGCCCAGGCGAACUGCGGAGGGUGGCGAAGCCGCGUGCGGCGGCGGAAGGCUGGUCGGCGCCCAUCCUGACCCUGGCGCGGAGGGCCACUGGCAACCUGUCGGCGAGCUGCGGCAGCGCGCUGCGCGCGGCCGCUGGCCUGGGCGGCGCGGACGGCGGCGCGGGCGGCGCGGACGGCGCGGCGCGCGCAGCUUCCAAGUGCCAGAUGAUGGAGGAGCGUGUCAACCUGAUGCACAUGAUGAAACUCAGCAUCAAGGUCUUGCUCCAGUCCGCCCUGAGCCUGGGCCGCAGCCUGGAUGCAGACCAUGCCCCCUUGCAGCAGUUCUUUGUAGUGAUGGAGCACUGCCUCAAACAUGGGCUGAAAGUUAAGAAGAGUUUUAUUGGCCAAAAUAAAUCUUUCUUUGGUCCUUUGGAGCUGGUGGAGAAACUUUGUCCAGAAGCAUCAGAUAUAGCCACUAGUGUCAGAAAUCUGCCAGAAUUAAAGACAGCUGUGGGAAGGGGCAGAGCUUGGCUUUAUCUUGCACUCAUGCAGAAGAAACUGGCAGAUUAUCUGAAAGUGCUUAUAGACAAUAAACAUCUCUUAAGUGAGUUCUAUGAGCCUGAGGCAUUAAUGAUGGAGGAAGAAGGGAUGGUGAUUGUUGGUCUGCUGGUGGGACUCAAUGUGCUUGAUGCCAACCUCUGUUUAAAAGGAGAAGACUUGGAUUCUCAGGUUGGAGUGAUCGAUUUUUCUCUCUACAUUAAGGAUGUGCAGGAUCUUGAUGGUGGCAAAGAGCAUGAAAGAAUUACUGAUGUCCUUGAUCAAAAAAAUUAUGUGGAAGAACUUAACCGGCACUUAAGCUGCACAGUUGGGGAUCUUCAAACCAAGAUAGAAGGGCUGGAAAAGACUAAUUCAAAGCUUCAAGAAGAGCUUUCAGCUGCAACAGACCGAAUUUGUUCACUUCAAGAAGAACAGCAACAAUUAAGAGAACAAAAUGAAUUAAUUCGUGAGAAAAGCGAAAAAAGCGUAGAGAUAACAAAACAGGAUACAAAAGUUGAGCUGGAGACUUACAAGCAGACUCGGCAAGGUCUGGAUGAAAUGUACAAUGAUGUGUGGAAGCAGCUGAAGGAGGAGAAGAAAGCCCGUUUGGAACUAGAAAAAGAACUGGAGCUACAAAUUGGAAUGAAAACCGAAAUGGAAAUCGCAAUGAAGUUACUAGAAAAGGACACUCACGAGAAGCAGGACACUCUAGUUGCCCUGCGCCAGCAGCUGGAAGAAGUCAAAGCAAUUAACUUACAGAUGUUUCACAAAGUUCAGAAUGCGGAGAGCAGUUUACAACAGAAGAAUGAAGCCAUCACAUCUUUUGAAGAAAAAACCAAUCAAGUUAUGUCCAGCAUGAAACAAAUGGAAGAAAGGUUACAGCACUCAGAGAGGGCGAGGCAGGGGGCCGAGGAGCGGAGCCACAAGCUGCAGCAGGAGCUCGGCGGGAGGAGCAGCGCUCUGCAGCAACAGCUCUCCCAGCUGCUCGAGCAGUGCUCAAGUCUAGAGCAAGAGUUGAAAUCAGAAAAAGAGCAAAGACAGGCUCUUCAGCGAGAAUUACAGCAUGAGAAAGACACUUCCUCUCUACUACGAGCAGAGCUACAGCAAGUAGAAGGAUUAAAAAAGGAGCUGCGGGAGCUCCAGGAUGAGAAGACAGAAUUACAGAAGGUUUGUGACGAGCAGGAACAAGCCCUCCAGGAAAUGGGUCUGCACCUCAGCCAGUCAAAGCUGAAGAUGGAAGACAUCAAAGAAGUAAAUAAGGCACUGAAGGGCCAUACUUGGCUGAAAGACGAUGAAGCCACGCACUGUAAGCAGUGUGAAAAGGAGUUUUCCAUUUCCCGGAGAAAGGUAUGUGGGGUAGCCCUGCACUCGCUCGCUCAGGGGCUGAGUUCGUGCCCUGCCUGGGCUCUCCUUCCUCUGGUUCUGGAAAAGGCCUGUGGGGCUAGGCCCACUGCAUUGUGUUCAUGCUCACUGGUCUGCUGGCCUAUGCAGACGACCUUCCAGCCUGCCCCCUUUCAGGGACCCCAGCCGGUAAGUUACAGGCCUUGUCUCCAUCACAGUCCUCUCAAUGAUUUGGGAGUUGGGGCUGCUUGUUUGCAGAAAUGGUCUAAGUGUGUAUAUCAACUGAAAAUUCUUUGGAAGCAAUAGGACCAAAAUCUAAGUUAGGCAAAAACAGAAUCCAUGGGGAACCCAUGGGCAAUUUAAGUCUCAGGACAGGCAUCCAGGUGGCACCAAAAGGUAACUGGCAAUCUGGGCAGGGCACUUGCCCCUAGUGAAUGCCUGUGUAGCCUGUCUUCAGGUUCCGGAAGAGAAGGUCUUGGGCCCAGCCUUUGGUCCAGGGUUGACAGGGCCUUUAUUGACCAGUUGGGCAGGACAGGGGCAGGAUAUAGAUCUCACACAAAAUAGAGCCUUUACUAAGGCUCCCCACACUGAAUGGCCCAGUUCAAGGUCCAUUGUCUAGCCUGACUGGGGGAUUAGGGGGCAGUUGGCAGAAGUGAUGUAUAGAGGGACACACAGGUCCUUGUCUUGGCGUCUGCCAUGUGCUCAAGGUUUAAACAGCAGCCCUGUUUACAAAAGCAAGAUGCCCUUCUCAUGAGGGGCUGGCUAAAGAAACCUUGGGUCACCACCAUAGAAUGUAGUGACUGCAGAGAAUGAACCCAGGCUCUUUAAGUAGCACGGACUACCAACUCAGUGAGUUAAGAGCUGUCAAGUCCAAUAAAACACAAAAAAAAGAACCUUAACUCACCCCUCCAAAACUCCAUGGAUUUUACAGGAACAUAAAUGUAGAAACAAGGUCUACAAGAACCCAUUCCAAAUUGGUACAUGCCUCACUGAUACAUGAGGGAAGGAUUUUAAAGCAUUAAACUUUUAAAGGUCGAUAAACUAGAGCAGGUGUGCAGACCCAGGCAGCUCAGCGUGUUCUGAGUGUGAGUUCUUUUCCAUC
Molecule: messenger RNA, 3073 nt
Organism: Globicephala melas (long-finned pilot whale)
Lineage: Eukaryota; Metazoa; Chordata; Mammalia; Artiodactyla; Delphinidae
Gene: RUFY1
Product: RUN and FYVE domain containing 1
Biological process (GO): protein transport; regulation of endocytosis
Cellular component (GO): intracellular membrane-bounded organelle; cytoplasm
Molecular function (GO): metal ion binding
Source: RefSeq, a predicted model, not a curated record